Sclerotinia borealis F-4128 is the source of this 2547-nucleotide messenger RNA. The record is from the annotation of a GenBank genome assembly. NCBI's taxonomy places the organism in Eukaryota, Fungi, Ascomycota, Leotiomycetes, Helotiales, Sclerotiniaceae.
AUGCCGCCAAAGAGGAAAGCCGUAUCAAGUGUGCGAGGUUCUACCAAAUCGAAUAAAGACUCUGCUGCCUCUACACCAGGACCUGCAACUCCUCGCAGUAAUGUUGGCAGUGAUGAGGAGUAUCAUCAAGACGGGACCAUAGAUGAUCUUGACUCUCAAGGUUUAGAAGCUACGGAGGAGGAGAAAGCAAACAUCAAAAGCACAAUAAACAAAUUCUCGGUGGGAAGUUACAUGUCCAGUCAGAACAUCAAAUGUAUUAAGGAUUCUGCCAGUCAUCAUUUUGGCAAAAAUGACUUCUCAUACCUAUCAUUGAAACCCGAUCACGCAAAUAGACCGUUGUGGAUAGAUCCGCAGAAGGCGCGCAUUAUUUUGGAAAGUUUCUCGCCACUGGCAGCGCAUGCCCAAGACUUUUUGACUACGAUAGCAGAGCCCAAGUCGCGACCGACCUUCUUACACGAAUAUGCUUUGACGCCUCACAGUUUGUAUGCCGCUGUAUCAGUUGGCUUGGACCCAAAUGAUAUCAUUAAUGUUCUUGAUCGACUUUCGAAAAUGCCCGUACCUGAUAAUAUUAGAUCUUUCAUUACCGGCUGUACUAAGAACUAUGGCAAAGUCAAGCUGGUCCUCAAGGAUACAAAGCAUUACGUCGAAAGUGCAGAUCCAGAGCUGCUGCAAAGCCUCCUUAAAGAUCCAGUGAUAGGUCCGAUCAGAGUUCACGGAACGACCGAAAUUACCACAGGCCUAGCACCGAAAUUAGGUGGCUUGGUCAUUCCGGGGACGAAAAACGCAGCUGGAGUACAGCAGGCUACGGAUAGACAUCAGGGCGCAACAGAUAGACCACAAGAAGGACAGGAUCCAACACAGGAUCCAACACAGGAGGAUAUCUAUGCGAAGCUCAACGAAGAGGACGAUGAUGAAGACGAAGAAGAGGCGGUGCAUUCUUUUCAAAUUGCCGAUAAUGGGAAAGAAGCUGUACAGAAGCGAUGUCUGGAGCUUACAUUGCCUGUACUCGAAGAAUAUGAUUUCCGUAACGAUACCAUCAACCCAAAUCUCGAAAUUGAUUUGAGACCUAGCGCCCAAAUUCGACAUUACCAGGAAAAAAGUUUGAGUAAGAUGUUUGGUAACGGCCGAGCUAAGAGUGGUAUUAUCGUGUUGCCUUGUGGUGCUGGAAAAACUUUAGUUGGUAUCACCGCGGCUUGCACAAUUAAAAAGGGUGUCAUCGUGCUCUGCACGAGUUCUAUGUCCGUUGUUCAAUGGCGACAGGAGUUCUUGAAGUGGUCAAAUAUCAAUCCAGCCGAUAUUGCAGUAUUUACUUCGGAUCACAAAGAGAAGUUCACGAGGAGUACUGGUAUCAUUGUAACGACAUAUUCUAUGAUUACACAGACACGUGCACGAGCUUUUGAUGCUCAAAAAAUGAUGGAUUUCUUGACGAACAGAGAAUGGGGAUUGAUGCUUCUAGAUGAGGUGCAUGUUGUCCCCGCCAACAUCUUUCGAAAAGUGACACAGUCAAUCAAAACCCAUGCAAAAUUAGGUUUGACGGCCACACUACUUCGUGAAGAUGAUAAGAUCGAUGAUUUGAACUUUUUGAUUGGUCCGAAGUUGUACGAAGCCAACUGGAUGGAACUCGCUGCGCAAGGUCAUAUUGCGAGGGUCCAAUGUGCAGAAGUUUGGUGCCCGAUGACUACUGAAUUUCACUCGGAGUAUUUGAAAGCAUCCAAGCGAAAGCAGGGCUUGAUAUCUACAAUGAAUCCUCGGAAGUUCCAGGCUUGUCAAUUUCUGAUAGACUACCAUGAGAAGCGUGGCGACAAGAUCAUCGUGUUUUCUGACAAUGUCUUCGCUUUGCACGUCUAUGCUCAAAGAUUAGGAAAAGUUUUCAUUUUUGGCGGCACAGUUCAGACCGAACGUCUUCGAAUUCUUGAGAAUUUCCAACACAACCCCAAUAUCAAUACACUCUUUCUUUCAAAGAUUGGUGACACUUCUCUCGAUUUACCUGAAGCAACUUGCCUUAUCCAAAUCUCCUCUCACUUUGGUUCUCGUCGACAAGAAGCUCAAAGACUGGGCAGAAUUCUCAGAGCGAAACGUAGAAACGAUGAAGGUUUCAAUGCAUUCUUCUAUUCUCUAGUCUCCAAAGAUACCAAAGAGAUGUACUAUUCGUCAAAACGUCAAGCAUUCCUUGUUGACCAGGGAUAUGCGUUUAAGGCUAUCACUCAUCUCCAAGGCAUAGAGGGUCUUCCUGGUCUUGCAUACAACACACUCCCCGAACAAAGAGCACUAUUAGAGAAGGUUUUGAUCCAUAAUAUGGAUGAGGCAAAGUAUCAGGAAGAACCUAACGAUGACUUGUUUCACCGAAACGACGAUAAAUCCCGUAAAAAGAAGUCAAACGCAAGAAGGACUGCAGGUAAACUUGCUGAUUUGGCUGGUGGGCAGGAUAUGGCGUAUGUCGAGCAAAACAGGAGCAGAAACAAGGACUUGAAGAAGAAUAAAGCAGAGAGCAACACUUUCUUCAAGAAGUUGGCGAGGGAUCAGGCGAAGAAAAAGCUUGCAGAGUAG